GCCCCCGCGCGCCCGGCCGUCCCGGAGCACCGAGCUCGCAGCGCGGUAGGAGCCCGAGAUGGUGGCUGCAAUUUGGGAGACCUUGGCCAGGUUCUCCUCUGCAGAGGGAGCUCCUUGGCAGACCGCCGCAGACCCCACUCUCAUGCUGCACUGACAAGCGAUGGGCCCGGAGCUUGCGAUGAAUGUUCGUGUGAGUCUGGCUCCUCAGAGCACGGGGGCCACCUCUGCAGUCCUGCCAGGAGCUGCAGGGAAGAGCUCCUGUUAGUGUCCUUGGCCACAGGACAGAAGGACCAACCACAGGCCAGGCCAAGCCCCCGAGUGCCCACAGCAUGAAGGAGGAGGCCUUCCUCCGGCGCCGCUUCUCCCUGUGUCCGCCGUCUUCCACCCCUCAGAAAGUCGACCCCCGGAAGCUCACCCGGAACCUGCUCCUCGGCGGAGACAAUGAGCUCUACCCACUCAGCCCAGGGAAGGACAUGGAGCCCAACGGCCCACCGCUUCCCAGGGAUGAAGGACCACAGACCCCAAGCUCUGCCACGAAGGUGCCACCGGCCGAGUACAGGCUGUGCAACGGGUCAGACAAGGAGUGUGUGUCUCCUACCGCCAGGGUCACCAAGAAGGAGACUCUCAAGGUGCAGAAGGAGAACUACCGGCAGGAGAAGAAGCGUGCCACGCGGCAGCUGCUCAGCGCUCUGACAGACCCCAGCGUGGUCAUCAUGGCUGACAGCCUGAAGAUCCGUGGCACCCUGAAGAGCUGGACCAAGCUGUGGUGCGUGCUGAAGCCGGGGGUACUGCUCAUCUACAAGACGCCCAAGGUGGGCCAGUGGGUGGGCACGGUGCUGCUGCACUGCUGCGAGCUCAUCGAGCGGCCCUCCAAGAAGGACGGCUUCUGCUUCAAGCUCUUCCACCCGCUGGAUCAGUCCGUCUGGGCUGUGAAGGGCCCCAAAGGCGAGAGCGUGGGCUCCAUCACACAGCCCCUGCCCAGCAGCUACCUGAUCUUCAGGGCCGCCUCUGAGUCCGAUGGUCGCUGCUGGCUGGACGCCCUGGAGCUGGCCCUGCGCUGCUCUAGCCUGCUGAGACUGGGCACCUGUAAGCCGGGCCGAGACGGGGAGCCAGGGACCUCGCCAGACGCAUCACCCUCAUCACUCUGCGGGCUGCCAACCUCAGCCACCAUCCACCCAGACCAAGACCUGUUCCCGCUGAAUGGGUCUUCCCUGGAGAACGACGCGUUCUCAGACAAGUCGGAGAGAGAGAACCCCGAGGAGUCAGAUACCGAGACCCAGGACCAUAGCCGGAAGACGGAGAGUGGCAGCGACCAGUCAGAGACCCCUGGGGUCCCGGCGCGGAGAGGGACCACGUAUGUGGAGCAGGUCCAGGAGGAGCUGGGGGAGGGCCUGAGUGCAGCCUGUCUGCCGCAGCUGGGCGAGGCGUCCCAGGUGGAGACGGUGUCAGAGGAGAACAAGAGUCUGAUAUGGACCCUGCUGAAGCAGUUGCGGCCGGGCAUGGACCUGUCCCGUGUGGUGCUGCCCACGUUCGUACUGGAGCCGCGUUCCUUCCUGAACAAGCUCUCCGACUACUACUACCACGCAGACCUGCUCUCCAGGGCUGCGGUGGAGGAGGAUGCCUACAGCCGCAUGAAGCUGGUGCUGCGGUGGUACCUGUCUGGCUUCUACAAGAAGCCCAAGGGAAUCAAGAAGCCGUACAACCCCAUCCUGGGGGAGACCUUCCGCUGCUGCUGGUUCCACCCCCAGACUGACAGCCAUACGUUCUACAUAGCAGAGCAGGUGUCCCACCACCCUCCCGUGUCUGCCUUCCACGUCAGCAACCGGAAGGACGGCUUCUGCAUCAGUGGCAGCAUCACAGCCAAGUCCAGGUUCUAUGGGAAUUCGCUGUCGGCACUGCUGGACGGCAAAGCCACUCUCACCUUCCUGAACCGAGCCGAGGAUUACACCCUCACCAUGCCCUACGCCCACUGCAAAGGAAUCCUGUAUGGCACGAUGACCAUGGAGCUGGGUGGGAAGGUCACCAUCGAGUGUGCGAAGAACAACCUCCAGGCCGAGCUGGAAUUCAAACUGAAGCCCUUCUUCGGGGGUAGCACCAGCAUCAACCAGAUCUCGGGAAAGAUCACGUCGGGAGAGGAGGUCCUGGCGAGCCUCAGUGGCCACUGGGACAGGGACGUGUUUAUCAAGGAGGAAGGGAGUGGAAGCACUGCGCUUUUCUGGACCCCGAGCGAGGAGGUCCGCAGACAGAGGCUGAGGCAGCACACGGUGCCGCUGGAGGAGCAGACGGAGCUGGAGUCUGAGAGGCUCUGGCAGCACGUCACCAGGGCCAUCAGCAAGGGCGACCAGCACAGGGCCACACAGGAGAAGUUUGCACUGGAGGAGGCACAGCGGCGGCGGGCCCGAGAGCGGCAGGAGAGCCUCACGCCCUGGAAGCCGCAGCUGUUCCACCUGGACCCCAUCACCCAGGAGUGGCACUACCGAUACGAGGACCACAGCCCCUGGGACCCCCUGAAGGACAUCGCCCAGUUUGAGCAAGAUGGGAUCCUGCGGACCCUGCAGCAGGAGGCCGUGGCCCGCCAGACCACCUUCCUGGGCAGCCCAGGGCCCAGGCAUGAGAGGUCUGGCCCAGAGCAGCGGCUUCGGAAGGCCAGCGACCAGCCCUCUGGCCACAGCCAGGCCACGGAGAGCAGCGGAUCCACACCUGAGUCCUGCCCAGAGCUCUCGGACGAGGAGCAGGAUGGUGACUUUAUCCCUGGCGGUGAGAGCCCAUGCCCUCGGUGCAGGAAGGAGGCGCGGCGGCUGCAGGCCCUGCACGAGGCCAUCCUCUCCAUCCGAGAGGCCCAGCAGGAGCUGCACAGGCACCUUUCCGCCAUGCUGAGCUCCACGGCACGGGCGGCACAGGCACCGACCCCAGGCCUCCUGCAGAGCCCCCGAUCCUGGUUCCUGCUCUGCGUGUUCCUGGCGUGUCAGCUGUUCAUUAACCACAUCCUCAAAUAGGAGCACCGGGGGCAGAGCUCCUGGCCAGCCCCAAGCCCUCCCUCCCAGGCACCCAGCACUUUAAGCCUGCUCCGUGGAGGCAGAGAGGCCUGGCAAGCACAGCCACUGUGACGGGGAGUCCAGGCGCAGGAGGGACCCGGGGCCACAAGGGCGCUGCAGGCCCAGGUGUGCUAGGCCCCUCUCGGGGGGCACCGGCCUCUCCGCAGGGCCUUCUGCCCAGCGCCGGCCUUAAUGCUAAAGCCAAAUGCAGCUUCUGCUGUGCAACACACUCCUGGCCAUCUUGCUGUGUCACCCCCUGUCCAGCCUCCACUUGCCAUGGGGGAUGGAUGGAUUUAGGGUGGGAGGGCCUGCCAGGGCCCUGGACAGUCACAUCCCAGCAGCAGUGAGUGGGUAGGUUUGGAGGAGCAGCCAGGGAGCCCCGAGUGGCCCAGGAGUCCCCCCACACACAUGGACGCAUAGGCCUGCCUUCCUGAGACCCUGUCCACGUUACCUGGGACACCCUGGUGGGGCUACUGGUGGGUGCCAGGGACAGGUUAGUGCCACUCUGGGGAGGGCAUUUUGGUUUUUUAUUCCACCAUGUGCAGUUUGGAUGGGGCCCCACAGAGGCAGGUCCUGGAACCACCCACCCCUACACCUGGACACUCGCUCUGGUGGGGGCAUGCACAGGUGGAGGUGGUUGUGGGUGCAAGUGUGUGCAGGGGUGUGGGGGGCACAGGGCUGUGGCCUAGCUGGCCCCGCACCUGGGCCGGGGAGGCUCAAGUUCGCCACUUUACUCAGACCGAUGCACAGUCUUCCCAUUUUACACUUUUUUAAUAAACAUAAUUGCAAUAUUUUAGGCAGGCUGCAGGCCGCAGUCAGCCUUCGCGUCUGGCCUCAGUCCCCGUGUCAGUGCCGCUCUGCGUGUGCGUGUGCGUGUGUGAGCCUCUACACAUAUAUAUACAUACAGAGCCUUAAACUACAUCGUGGCGGCGCCGUCUGAGCUGCAGCGGAUGGUUUGUUUCCAGUUUUUGUACCCAUGUCCUUGUCUCCCUUCCUCCCCCAUCUGGGGAUGUGUCUGUGCUCCAUACCUUGAAAUAAACAGACACAUGUGUGUUC
Molecule: messenger RNA, 4091 nt
Organism: Rhinopithecus roxellana (golden snub-nosed monkey)
Lineage: Eukaryota; Metazoa; Chordata; Mammalia; Primates; Cercopithecidae
Gene: OSBPL5
Product: oxysterol binding protein like 5
Exons: 23
Coding region: 330-2996 (888 amino acids)
Biological process (GO): phospholipid transport
Cellular component (GO): intracellular membrane-bounded organelle; membrane; cytosol
Molecular function (GO): sterol binding
Source: RefSeq, a predicted model, not a curated record